CUUAUUAGAACUAGGGUUUUGGCAAGGGUUUUCUAGCAGCGCCACUAUACAAACACAAAACACACCAUCAAAAACCCUUAUACAAAUUCACAGUUAUCAUUAUCAAAAAAUGAUGAAGGGCAAAAAGAGAGAAAGAAUUCAAAACCCAGAACCAUUUUUAUUAAUGGAAGAUGAUGAUGAAACCAUCAGCAAAGCUGCUUCCAAGAAACGCAAUAAAGCCCCUAAAAAACAUCAGCAAAGACAAGAACUGAUAUCUUCAAAAAUGAGUUCCAAGAUUUUGAAAGAAGCUUUCCUACAACAGAAGGAAUUACAAGAUGAAGCUAAUGCUGAAAAUCCUAAUAAUAUUGUUUUCCCAGAAGACCCCAAAACUCAAGUUUCUGAUGAUGAUAAUGAUAUUGAUGAUGAUGUUGAUAAUUUCGCCGGUUUUUCUGAUAAUGUUAGCCAGUAUGGUGGUAACGAGGAAGAAAUUGAUGAGGGCGAAGCGAAGUUACUGGAAGCGUUUUUCUCCAAUGAUGCACAACCACAACGGACUUUGGCUGAUAUCAUUGUGGAGAGGAUUAAACAAAAGGAUCAAGUGUCUACAGGUUUAUCUGCAGGAACCCAACCUGUACCAAAAUUGGAUGAUUCUGUCAUAGAAAUAUAUAAGAGUGUUGGAGAGAUUUUCAAGAAAUAUACCGCAGGAAAAUUACCAUUGGCCUUUAAAAGCAUACCGGCAAAGCAACACUGGGAGGAACUCCUGUAUCUGACCGAACCAGAUAAUUGGUCUCCAAAUGCCAUGUAUCAAGCCACCAGAAUCCUUGCUUCCAAUAUGAGUUCAAAGAAAGUGGAGAGGUUUUACAAGUUUGUGUUACUUCCUCGUAUUAGAAAAGAUAUACGGAAUAACAAAAAACUUCAUUUUGCGUUAUAUCAAACUUUGAAGAAAGCUGUAUACAAACCAGCUGCCUUCAAUAAGGGUAUUUUGUUUCCUCUAUGCGAGUCAAGGACUUGCAAUUUGCGAGAAGCUGUUAUUAUUGGAAGUAUUCUUCAAAAGGUUUCUAUUCCACCUCUUCAUUCCAGUCUUGCGUUAAUGAAACUUUCAGAAAUGGAAUAUGGUGGCACAACAAGCUACUUCAUUAAGCUGUUAGUUGAGAAGAAAUAUGCUUUGCCAUAUCGAGUUAUUGAUGCAAUGGUUGCACAUUUCAUGAGAUUUUGUGAGGACUCAAGGGACAUGCCUGUGAUCUGGCAUCAGUCACUUCUUGCUUUUAUGCAGAGGUACAAACAUGAACUGACGAAGGAGCAAAAAGAUGACAUAAACUAUCUUGUGAAGAAACAGCGACAUAAAAUGGUCACGCCUGAAAUUCUAAGAGAGUUGAAUAAUAGCCGUAACCGUGGGGAAAAGGAGGAUGACCUUAUGUCUAUCUCUUCCCCUAUGUCGGUGAUCAACAAAACAAUAGACGAAGACAGGUUUGAUAUUCCAGAAGUUCCCAUGGAAGAAGAUUGAUUAAUGUCCAGAAAUCAUUUUAUCAUUUUGGAAACUCGUGCCUUUUGCAGUAGUGAGAUUUGGAAGUUUCACAUUCUAGAGCUUCUCCAAGUUGUUCCACCAAACUGCGGCGAGCGUUGGGUCACAUGAUUGACUUUGCGAAAUAUGUGGACUCAGUUGAGGAGUAUCAAUAACAAUUUUGUAGGAACAUGUUUAAAGCUGGAUAUUUAUACCAUACUUAAAUGAUGAUUGGAUGUAUUAUUGAAAUUUAUUUCAUAUAAUUGUAUAAUUUAUAAAUCUUCUUUGUUCA
Molecule: messenger RNA, 1769 nt
Organism: Erigeron canadensis
Lineage: Eukaryota; Viridiplantae; Streptophyta; Magnoliopsida; Asterales; Asteraceae
Product: bystin
Exons: 12
Coding region: 110-1480 (456 amino acids)
Biological process (GO): rRNA processing
Cellular component (GO): nucleolus; preribosome, small subunit precursor; cytoplasm
Molecular function (GO): snoRNA binding
Source: RefSeq, a predicted model, not a curated record